AUGGCGGCCUGUGCCGGAGCCAGCCGGGCUGAUACUGCUACCGCCCCGGGGGUGGCGCUGCUGCUGCUCCGCUUCCACGAUUCUUCCCCACCAGGAGUGUUCCUUGAGAAGGACUAUGAGGUUUACCGGGAUUAUGGCGCAGACGGCCAGCUGCUUCACUGCAGGACCUCCUCGCUGCGGUGGACCUCAGGCACCAAGGAGCGCAUGCUCAUCAAGGUGGCCGACCGGGAGUCCAGCUUUCUUGCCCCCCAGGGCAAUGGCUACCCCCCAGACAGCCAGCUCGGGGCCCGCUCCCGCAGACCCUCUGGCAGCCAGCACUCGCCCAACCUACAGACAUUCGCCCCCGAUACGGAUGGCACGGUCUUCUUCCCCGAGAGGAGGUCGUCACCAUUUCUGAAGAGGGCUGAGCUCUCCGGGAGCUGCUCCCCGCUGCUGUCCCAGCCCCGGAAGCCCUCCAAUGACUCGCAGCCCUCCUCCCCACGCUACGGUUACGAGCCCCCACUCUACGAGGAGCCCCCCGUGGAGUACCAGGCCCCCAUCUAUGAUGAACCCCCCAUGGAUGUGCAAUAUGAAGCCAGCGGGGGCUACCAGGCUGCCUCGCCACAGAGGUCACCCGGGCGCAAGCCCCACUCCUUCCUGCCGGCCAAGCAGGCCCCCACCUCACCACGCCAGCAGCUGAUGCUCACCAAGCAUAAAUGUCCCGAGCGCUUCACGAGCCUGGAGUACAGCCCCGCAGGCAAGGAGUACGUGCGGCAGCUGGUGUAUGUGGAGCAGGCCAGCUCCAGCCCCAAGCUGCGUGCAGGCCCCCGGCACAAGUACACACCCAGCCCUGGCGGAGGCUCCUACUCCCUGCAGCACAGCCCCUGCCUGCUGAGGGACCAGCGCCUGGGGGUCAAGUCUGGAGACUACAGCACCAUGGAGGGGCCUGAGCUACGGCACGGCCAUCCGCCCACGCCACUGCCCCAGGCCCAGGAGGAUGCCAUGUCCUGGUCCAGCCAGCAGGACACCAUGUCCUCGACAGGGUACUCUCCAGGCACACGCAAGAGGAAAAGCAGAAAGCCCUCCCUGUGCCAAGCCCCUAACAGUGCCCCCAGCGACAGCCCGGUGGACCUGCUGGGUGAGCAGCCCCUGGCCGAGGAGCGUUCCCCGUGCGGACCCAACCUCGCUCAGACAAUGCGUGCGGAGGGUGAAGCGGACGUGGUGCGGGCUGUGGCCGAGCCCUUCCUGGCACAAGCGCGGCUGGCCUGGGAGGCGCAGCAGGCCCACUUCCACAUGAAGCAGAGGGGCAGCUGGGACACCCAGCAGGACGGCUCGGGCUACGAGAGCGACGGUGCCCUGCCGCUGCCCAUGCCUGGGCCGGUGGUACGCGCCUUCAGUGAGGACGAGGCUCUGGCCCAGCAGGAGAGCAAGCCCUGGAAGAGGAGCACCUUCGAGAAGCUUGGCUUCCCCCAGAUCCUGCUUGAGAAGAGCAUCUCCGUGCAGACCAACCUGGCCUCGCCGGAGCCUUACCUCCAUCCCUCACAGUCUGAGGACCUUGGUGCCUGUGCCCAGUUUGAGAGCAGCCGGCAGAACCGCAAUGUGAUGCCUAGCUCCAGCUGCGUCUUCCCCACGUUCACGCUGCGCAAGCCCUCCUCGGAGACAGACAUCGAGAACUGGGCCUCCAAGCACUUCAACAAGCACACCCAGGGCCUCUUCCGGCGGAAGGUAUCCAUUGCCAACAUGCUGGCCUGGAGCAGCGAGUCCAUCAAGAAGCCCAUGAUUGUGACCAGCGACCGGCACGUGAAAAAGGAGGCCUGCGAGAUCUUCAAACUGAUCCAAAUGUACAUGGGUGACCGGCGGGCCAAGGCAGACCCACUCCACGUGGCCCUGGAGAUCGCCACCAAGGGCUGGAGCGUGCAGGGCCUGCGGGACGAGCUCUACAUCCAGCUCUGCCGGCAGACCACUGAGAACUUCCGCCUUGAGAGCCUGGCCCGGGGCUGGGAGCUCAUGGCCAUCUGUCUCGCCUUCUUCCCCCCCACACCGAAGUUCCACUCCUACCUGGAGGGCUACAUCUAUCGGCACAUGGACCCCGUGAACGACACCAAAGUGACACAGCACAUAAAAGAGCUCCUGGAAAGGAACACUAAGAAGAAGUCCAAAUUGAGAAAGAAACCCAAGCCUUAUGUUGAAGAGCCGGAUGGGGUUGCCAUAAGCACAUACGCCAAGUACUGUUACCACAAGCUGCAGAAGGCGGCCCUGAUGGGGGCCAAGAAGGGGCUGAAAAAGCCCAACGUAGAGGAGAUCCGGCACGCCAAGAAUGCUGUGUUCAGCCCGUCCAUGUUUGGCAGCGCACUGCAGGAGGUCAUGAGCAUGCAGAAGGAGCGAUACCCUGACCGGCAGCUGCCCUGGGUACAGACACGGCUGUCUGAGGAGGUGCUGGCACUCAACGGUGACCAGACGGAGGGUAUCUUCAGGGUCCCUGGGGACAUUGAUGAGGUGAAUGCCCUGAAGCUGCAGGUGGACCAGUGGAAGGUUCCUACAGGCCUGGAGGACCCCCACGUCCCUGCGUCGCUGCUGAAGCUGUGGUACCGGGAGCUAGAGGAGCCCCUGAUCCCGCACGAUUUCUACGAGCAAUGCAUCGCGCAGUACGAGAGCCCAGAGGCCGCCGUGGCCGUGGUGCACGCGCUGCCCCGCAUCAACCGCAUGGUGCUCUGCUACCUCAUCCGCUUCCUGCAGGUGUUCGUGCAGCCCGCCAACGUGGCUGUUACCAAGAUGGACGUCAGCAACCUGGCCAUGGUGAUGGCGCCCAACUGCCUGCGCUGCCAGUCCGACGACCCGCGCGUCAUCUUCGAGAACACGCGCAAGGAGAUGUCGUUCCUGCGCGUGCUCAUCCAGCACCUGGACACCAGCUUCAUGGAGGGCGUGCUGUAGCGGGCGGGGGCGGCCGGAGACCACCGGCCGUGGAGGGAGCGUGCCGGGCCCCGCCAGACCCUCGGCCC
Galeopterus variegatus (Sunda flying lemur) is the source of this 2978-nucleotide messenger RNA. It is a transcript of the gene ARHGAP39, whose product is annotated as Rho GTPase activating protein 39. The coding region runs from base 1 to 2910 and encodes 969 amino acids. The record is from RefSeq and is a predicted model, not a curated record. Gene Ontology annotation, cellular component: cytoplasm; cytoskeleton. NCBI's taxonomy places the organism in Eukaryota, Metazoa, Chordata, Mammalia, Dermoptera, Cynocephalidae. The transcript has 10 exons. Gene Ontology annotation, biological process: signal transduction. Gene Ontology annotation, molecular function: GTPase activator activity.